UAUCUCCUAUGUUUCAUCUCACAGAAUUUUACCACCGUUUCUUUACACCUCGUUGGAUACAGCCAUUAGCAAAUUUAACUUAUGGAGUUUACAUAGUACAUUUUAUAUUUCUUAUAUCUGACAUGGGACAAACAAAAACUGCAAAAACGUUUAGCGUUUUUAAAUCAAUAUUGGAAACCAUUCCGGUGCUGCUACUUUCUUACAUGAUUUCUUUACUUCUUGCAAUAUGCAUCGAGAUGCCAUUUAAAAGUUUAACAAAAUGGUUAUUCCUUAAAAACAACACACCUAAUAUAAAUGAGAGGAUACCCGGGAACAAAGUAAUAAAAAUGGAAUGAUUAUGUUAUGUCUAGAUUUCGCCAAGGACGAAAAAUUGGAGAAAGCACGAUUAUUUUUCGUGAUCCAAGUUUUCUUGUAAAUGGGAGUCGAUCAAGCGCCGCGGUCGCAGCGCGACGCCGAGUACAUAUGAAACACAAACGACCGUGGUAGCUUUUCCGGAAUUUCGGAGGAUCGAUUGGUUUUCCGAGUCAAAUAUCUCAAGCAUGGAAAUUAUAAUCAACAAUCCGAUAACAUUUUUCUUAUAUAAUGUCUAUCUUACAUAUAAUUUGCAACAAGCCCGAUCAAGAUUGAUGCAGGAAAUAAAGAGAUCUCGAAAUCUCAUCUACAAAAAGGUCCUUUUCUUUCGCGAAGAAUUUUAAAAUUUCAGAUCUCACAUAUAUGCACACAAGCAAAUCGAGUUUGUUCAUGAAGCUGCAUUUGCACUGCCACGCGAUGUCAGCUUCAGAUUACACGUAUAUGCACGGACACAAGUAAUGCGAGUUUAUUAUCAAAUGUGUUUGCAACAUACAGGUUGAAAUAAAAUAAGCAUUUCAUUA
Harpegnathos saltator (Jerdon's jumping ant) is the source of this 872-nucleotide messenger RNA. RefSeq lists its product as uncharacterized. The transcript is spliced from 3 exons. Lineage: Eukaryota; Metazoa; Arthropoda; Insecta; Hymenoptera; Formicidae. Bases 9 to 335 code for a protein of 108 amino acids. The record is from RefSeq and is a predicted model, not a curated record.